This is a messenger RNA of Sarcophilus harrisii (Tasmanian devil), 6941 nucleotides long. RefSeq names its product protocadherin beta-2-like. NCBI's taxonomy places the organism in Eukaryota, Metazoa, Chordata, Mammalia, Dasyuromorphia, Dasyuridae. Bases 3407 to 5779 code for a protein of 790 amino acids. The record is from RefSeq and is a predicted model, not a curated record. The transcript has a single exon. Gene Ontology annotation, molecular function: calcium ion binding. Gene Ontology annotation, biological process: homophilic cell-cell adhesion. Gene Ontology annotation, cellular component: plasma membrane.
AUUUUAUUAUAAUAUUUGUACUCUUCUACUUUCAGAAAUGUUUUUCUCUUCUCUCUGUAUCCUUAAUUCUGAAGGAAGCACAGUACUUUGAUUUCUGAAUUUCCCAAUACUAUUUUAAAUUAAUUACAUACAAAUCGCAUAAAUUAUAAAUGACAUGAGGUUAUGGUGUUAAAAUGUAGUUGUGGUGUACUACUUUAAAUAAGUUUAUAACACUUUUCAUCUGAAGUCUCUGAGGUUUGGCACCAAACAUCCUACAAAAGAAAAGGAAUUGACAUAAAAUCAUUUUACAUGAACAUUUUCUUUUUCCCUUCCCUGAGUGUAUUCCAUUAAUUUCCCACUCUGUGGGGUGUGCCAAUCAAAUGGUAUUAACAUCUUGUUCAAAUGAGUGUUGUUAAAUAAUCUCCUUUUUAAUAUCAGAGUCUUUGGCCUUUGGGAGAUUUAAUUUAAAAAACCCAUCUGAAACUGAUCACAAAACAUUACAUAUGGAAGAGUUAUAAGGUAAUAAAUCUUGAACUAAAGAGACUUUAGAAGUUAUCUAUUCCGGUUUCUUAUUUUUACCAAAAAAAGUUUACCUUGUGUCAUAUAAGUAAUAAUUAUCAGAAGUAAGAUGUGAAUUUCAGUUACACAUGUUGUUUUCCCCACCCCAUUCAGGCCAAUUUCUCCUAUGAUUGUCUUUAAUUUAUUUUCAUGGUUAAAAUCUAAGAAAUAUAAUUUUAUAUAAACUUUUGUGGAACAAGACAUAAUUAUCAGUACUGGGAGUAGAAAAGUUAUUUAAGAAGGACACAUGCAAUCUAACUUGCCCCCUCAAAUAAAAAAUUUUAGUGAAUAAAAAGUUUCAAUUAAGGUGGAAAGCCAUGCCAAAGUACUCAAACUAUGGUCUUUAUAUUUUGACCAUAUUUUUUCCCCUUAAGUGGCGAUAGACAUGCCCGAGGUUUAUUGGGGCUAAGGAGCUUGCUGAGCAUCACAUAGUAAGUGUGACAGAGGAGACUAAAUCAAAGUUUUCAUGAUUCUAAGCCCUAUCAUUCCAAGAAACCAAUGUACUUCUUCUUUGGUCACAUUUACAUGAAAAGGAACCAAUUAUCCACUAUUAUUUCAUUACUAAAUAACCAAUACAUAAAUCUAUAUAAACAAAGUAAUAUAAACAAAAUAUUUGCCUAUUAAUUGGUAUAUGGCUAUAUAAAUUGUGUCACAAGAAUGUAAUGGAAUGUAUUGAAACAACAAAUUUGAAGAAUACAGAGAAUGAUGGGAAGACAAACACAAAUAAUAGAAAAAAGAUAAUAUAAAAGAAGAAAACAAUCUAAACAAUAACUUUUAAGUGGAAACAAAAAACAAAAAAUCUAAACUAAGUGAUAAGAAAUUAUAAUGCCUAAGUUUGGUCCCAAGAAGAGAAGAUUAGGCAAAAUAUUCAACUUGUUUAUUGGAUUAGUUAGCAUUGCAUAGCUGGGUUUUUUUCUUCAUUAUCAGUUAUCAAUGCUUGGGAAUGGGAAGAGAGAGGGCUAUAUUGGGAAAUGAAUCUCUGUAAAAACAAAAGAUAUCAAUAAUUUGAAAAAGGAAACACUAAUACAUGAAUGUGAAAUCAGGAAAGAAGUUUGUUCCCUCUGCCACAGCAUUCUAGGAUGUGGAACAUCAGACUAACCUUCCAUGAAAGAGUUGUAAUCUUUUCUUUUGGCUUUCAUAGCACUAUUUCAUAAACCUCCAAGCAUAUUUUUCACUGGCAGAGUUUUCCUGAAGAAACAUAUAUACUUAGAACUUGGGUACCUUAGUUCAUCACAAAAUAAACACUAACCAAUUAAAAAAAUAUUUUCUACCUAUUACCAUAACCACUGUAGCGUGAUGUGUGAGAAAGCAGGCUUUUUGGGUUAGUAAAAAGGAACUGAAAGGAAAAUAAAUGCUCAUAUAUUGAUGAACAACUGAAUAAAUUGUGACACAGGAAUAAUUAUUAUGCAGCUACAACCAACAAAGACAAAGAAACAAAUAUUAAGAAUUCAAAGAAACUUGGAAAGACUUGUAAGAACAGAUGAAGUAGCAAAAGUGGAAGCAGUAGAAUAAAUUGCAUUUUAAGCAUAAUAAUGGAAAGAAAAGCAAAUCUGAAAGAUUUCAGAAUUCCAAUCAAUGCAACAACUUAUUUUGUCUUUAGGGAACAGAAAAGGUCUUUCUCUAUAGGAAAUUAACUGACUAUGGGUGUCCAAAGGUGAACAUAAUUUUUAGGUAUCCCCAUUGUAUUGAUUUGUUUUGUUAAACUAUAUUUUGUUAUUAAGAGGAGUGUUUGUAAAGAAUUGAGUCAUUGUGAAAUAAUAAGACUGUAAAAAGAAUUUAUAAAACCAUUUUAAAAAUAAGGGACAGUUCAGAACCAUUAUCUCAUACAGGAUACGUAUUAAAUUGAAUCCCUUAGAAUAUCGGGUUCUCAUCAAUAAAUAGAUCGUCUCCCUAUUCUUUCUGCCCAGAAUCAGGAAAAUUUAUCUCCUUUCUGGGAAAACACAGAUGAAACACAAUUUCCUGGAUUUGUGUGCCAGUCAGUGGAAUUUAGGAAUAUACAUGCACUCAUUUGGAUCGGUGAGUGGGAGAAUAGUGUAUAGUAUCUACUUAAUGGCAAGGAGCAUGAAAUUCCUGGGUCAUUCUUCCAAUUCAGUUAAAUAAUUUUAAAAAUGUUUAAAGUUUAAAAAUGACACCGAAAUCAUAUGGGACCCUCUUGCAUGUAUUUAUACACUCAGACUCCCAAAGCAGAACUUUCAUAGCCGAAAAUCAGUUCGAAAUUCUUUUUUUUUUUUUUUUUUUUUUGCACCCUCAAACUUAGGAUUUAUUCUUGCUCUUAUCAGAGUCUCUAAAAACCAUCCGCGAUGGGCCUAUUACAUGAAGGUGUAUGUAGUUUUUUUUUUUUUAGCUUAAAAAUUGUGUUAAAAUGUUCGAAUGGUUGCAGCCUUUUCACAGUACUUAUCUUUAACAUGUAUGUAUGUAUGUAUGUAUGUGUAUGUAUAUAUAUACAUAUAUAUAUGGUAUUAGACAAAAUCCUAAAUCAAGACAUAGUGUCAUUUCUUAGUGCUUGCAACAUUGAUAUGGAUUCUCUUGUAAAGAACGACCAGAGACGCGUUGAAAAACAUAAAGUAAUUCAAGACAGGGCAUCUGGCAUGAUUAUUUAAACUACAUUCUGGGAUGGUGAUGAAUCGCAUGGUGGCGAUGCAGGCUAAGAAGACGCAGAAAAGAUCAGCGGAUACGCCAAUUCCCAGAAAAAAAACAGUGCUGAAUCAGUCAAGAGGAGCUUUCUUAACGAGCUAAAGGAAGGAUUCGGGCACCUCAUAUUUCUGAGAUACCAAUCAGACUGAGGAAAGUUAUAUCCUCGAAUUAGCGUUUGCAGUUGCGCUAGGACACACUGAUUGAAAGGAGGAGAUCAAAAAUAGAGGAAGGAGCCAUGAUUCCUCAGCAAAGGCAAGUUCUCUUUCUCCUUGUUCUUCUGGGUGUGUCUGGGGCGGCCUCGGAGCCGGAGCAGUUUUCUGUAGUGGAGGAAAUGGAGAGAGGCUCUUUUGUGGCCAAUAUGGCAAAGUCCUUGGGCCUGGAGAUAGGGGAGCUGUCAGAUCGGGGAGGCAUGGUCUCUUUCAAAGGGAACAAAGAGUAUUUGCAGCUGAACCGUGGAACUGGGGAUCUGCUCCUGAGAGAGAAACUGGAUCGAGAGGAGCUGUGUGGCACGGCUGAGCCUUGUAUACUGACUUUUCAGAUCUUACUAGAAAAUCCCUUUCAGAUUAUUCUAGCUGAAUUACGGGUACAAGACAUUAAUGAUCAUUCCCCAGUGUUCUUAGAAACUGAGAUGCUCCUGAAAAUUCCUGAGAGCACCUUACCGGGGACUAUAUUUCUGCUUGAAAGUGCUAGAGAUUUGGAUGUAGGAAACAACAGUAUCCAGAACUACCUACUCACUCCCAAUUCACUUUUCCAUAUUCAAAUUCGAGAUAGCAGUGAGGGCAGGAAAUAUCCAGAGCUUGUUCUGGAUGAAACGCUGGAUCGGGAGAAGCAGUCUGAGGUCACUUUAACUCUCACUGCAGUGGAUGGGGGAGUCCCACCAAGGUCUGGAACUGCCCAAGUCCGAGUUCUCGUAGUGGAUAUCAAUGACAACGCGCCAGUGUUUGCUCAGUCUCAAUAUAACAUUCACAUCCCUGAAAACAGUUCCAUUGGAUCCAAGGUUGUCACAGUUUCUGCCACAGAUUUAGACGCAGGGAAUUAUGGAGAAAUAUCUUACACAUUUUUGUAUCCCCCUGAAAACAUUCGUAAAACUUUUCACCUUAAAGAGAAAUUAGGUGAACUUUACUUGAGGGAAAAUGUGGACUUUGAAUCAACUCAAUCUUACAUUAUAAAUGUCCAAGCCAUAGACGGUGGGGGUCUUUCAGCACAAUGUACUGUUAUUGUUCAGGUGACAGAUCUGAAUGACAAUCCUCCAGAGCUGACGAUAUCUUCACUUAUCAAUCCCAUCCCAGAAAAUUCUCCUGAGACAGUGGUAGCUGUCUUCAGGGUUUCAGAUCUGGACUCUGGGGAAAAUGGAAAGAUGGUUUGCUUCAUCCAAGAUGACCUUCCUUUUGCCCUGAAACCUUCCAUUGAGAACUUUUACACACUGGUAACAGAAGGAGCAUUGGACAGAGAGAGCAGGGCAGAAUACAACAUCACUAUUACAGUGAUGGAUUUGGGGUCCCCGAGGCUCAAAUCUGAGCACAAUAUCACGGUGCUCAUCUCCGAUGUCAAUGAUAAUCCUCCUGUGUUUUCUCAAACAGCCUACAAAUUGUACCUGCAGGAGAACAACAAUCCUGCCCUCCACAUUGGCAGUGUCAGUGCCAGUGACAGGGACUCAGGAAUCAAUGCCAAAGUCACCUACUCUCUGCUGCCUCCAGAGACUGGAGAACUGCCCCUCUUCUCCUACAUCUCCAUCAACUCAGACAAUGGCCAUCUCUAUGCUUUGCGAUCCCUGGAUUAUGAAGCUAUCCAAACAUUCCAGUUCACUGUGAGGGCAGCUGAUGGUGGUUCUCCAUCACUGAGUAGCCAAGUUCUGGUUCAUAUUGUGGUACAGGAUGAGAAUGAUAAUUCUCCCUUUGUUCUGUACCCCCUGCAGAAUGGCACAGCUCCCUGCAAUGAUCUGGUGCCCAGAACUGCAGAGCCAGGUUACCUGGUAACCAAGGUGGUAGCUGUGGAUAGGGACUGGGGACAGAAUUCCUGGCUUUUUUAUCAGCUACUCAAGGCCACAGACCCAGGUCUCUUCACUUUGUGGGCUCACAAUGGGGAAGUUCGCACAGCAAGGCCCAUCAGUGACAAAGAUGCCAUGAAGCAGACUCUUGUGGUGUUGGUGAAGGAUAAUGGACAGCCAUCUAUGUCCACCAUGGCUACACUAAAUGUGCUCCUGGUGGAUGGCUUCUCUGAACCCUACCUGCAGCUACCAGAUGCAUCUAAGGAGCAGGUCCAAACUGAUUCCCUAACCACCUAUCUAGUCAUUUCCCUGGCCUCUAUCUCCUUCCUCUUUCUGGUCUCUGUUUUUAUGUUCAUUGCCAUUUGUCUGUGGAAGAGAAAGAAGGAUACCACUGUCAUUAAUCAAAUAACUUCAAAUAGCUCAUUCCCAGGUCACUUAGUGGAUGUCAGCAGGACAGGAACCCUGUCCCAGAGUUACCAGUAUGAGGUGUGUUUGACCAGUGGCUCAGGAACCAGUGAAUUUAAGUUCCUAAAGCCAAUUGUUUCCAGCCUUCCUACUUUGGAGGUAAAUGAGAACUCGAUUGAAAACUCAGCUUUAAGGAAUAGCUUUUGCUUUACUUAGGAUCUGAUAUGUGCUACAAUGCAUAGAGGCUAGGUUUUAUGGCAUCCUUCCCUUUCCUCUUUCAUUAGUUGCUUGUCCUCCUAUAGCAUGAAAAGAGUAAUUUUCCAUACUUUUCCAUUUUGUCAUAAGGUUUUAAAUUUCCAUCCAAUCCUACACACAUAUUUUCCUUUUCUCCCUGCAUUCUUUCCCUGUAAAUCUUUCUCUUCUCUUUUUGUUCCCUUACAUCUUAAAAAUUAUACCCUAUUAAUUUUUUUAAUGAGUAGACUACCAUAUGUUCCCUUUCUCAUUUAAAAUUUAAAUGUUAAUAUUUCUUAGUCAAGUAAUUCAGUCAAUGUUUUUCAAGUGCUCAAAUUUGAUUGUGACUCCUUACUCUCACUCAGACUUAUCUUCUUCUGUAUGACUAUCAAAAGAAUGUUUUCCAAGUGUUCUUUUUUAUUAUGACAAUAAAAAUAAUUGUGGUUCUCUUGAAGGGCAUUCUAAGCAUCUGUUCUGAUCUUCUGGGGGAUUUUUCUCUUCUUAUUUACUUCCCACCACUUUUAACAUGAAAGAUCUUUAGAGAACGGUGAUAAUCUUGUAACUUACUCGCUGUGACCCUGUAAUUUUUAUAAUUUACCAUAUACUUUAAAAAAAUUAAGAUUGAAGCUAUUUGCUUAGAUUUUGUUUUUAAGUGUUGCAUUGACAUCACUGAAAAUAUUCUUAUUUGUUGUUUCUGAUGUCGGUCCCCUAAAUAAUGUCUAAAAAACAAGGUCUAAUAAAGAACUAAUGAUUGAUGAAAAAUUGGUAUAACACACCUUUAUGAAGGUAAUGAAGACAAUUCUAUAGUAAAUUCUUGUGAAGAAAGAGGAUGUGAAAAAAAAGAAAGACUAUGUGCUGGUUUGGAGACAACUGGGAAAUACUAAAUGAAGACUUCUCAUCACUGAAUAUUCCAAUGACAUUGCUCAUUUAUGAUGAUUUCUACACAUUCUCAAUGUAAAUUUGAAGAAGUGGGGUCAUGCCUGUUUUUAUUGUUCUUUAAAGUCAUCCUUGUGAGCUACUUUGUAUGUGUUUAUGCCACUUUUCCCCUUUAGUUCCAUAGAUUUGAAUAUUUGCAUCAUUUGCAUAAAGGCUUCUACCUUGCAGAGUUGUUGUGAGGUUCAAAUGAGAUGUUUAUAAAGUUCUUAGC